This is a messenger RNA of Capsicum annuum, 1821 nucleotides long. Its product is annotated as UDP-rhamnose/UDP-galactose transporter 6-like. The transcript has 7 exons. NCBI's taxonomy places the organism in Eukaryota, Viridiplantae, Streptophyta, Magnoliopsida, Solanales, Solanaceae. Gene Ontology annotation, molecular function: UDP-galactose transmembrane transporter activity; antiporter activity. Gene Ontology annotation, cellular component: Golgi apparatus. The record is from RefSeq and is a predicted model, not a curated record.
AUGGAGAGUUUGGAUAUUAGCAUAUCUCCUAAUAUAAGUGACUUAUUAGAUGAAGAAGAUGAAGAAUUGGAAAAAGUUCGCAGAGAGCAAGACAAGGAGUGGAUGACUUUGUGUCAACUAGCAGAUAAAUAUGUUUUGAGAGAUAUCAUUAGACCACAUUUAAAUUAUAAUGAUGGUGUAGGAGCUCACAAGCCAUGUAGCGAGCGAUAUUUGUCUUUCUUUAAAGAUUGCAUUGGGGCACUUGAUGGCACACAUGUUAAAGCUAGAUUGUCGCAAGGUCAAGAAAUAUUGUAUAUUGACCGUAAAGGUUAUCCUACUAAAAAUAUUCUUGCCGUUGUAGAUUUUAACAUGUGUUUUACAUUUGCAUUAGCUGGGUGGGAAGGAUCGACUCAUGAUAUUCGUAUAUUUCGUAAGGCUCUUCGUAGACAAGAACUCAACUUUUCACAUUCAUUGAAAAAUCAAUAUUAUCUAGUUGAUUCUGGAUAUUUGCACAUAAAGGGAACAAAGGAGAUAAUAAAGGCUGAAAAGAAGGCUGCAGUUGAUGCAGCUGCAUGGAUGUUCAAUGUGGUUUCUUCAGUUGGAAUUAUUAUUGUCAACAAGGCCUUAAUGUCCAACUACGGCUUCAGCUUUGCGACUUCGUUAACUGGGUUGCAUUUUGUCACAACUGCUUUGAUGACGACUGUUUUAAAGUGGCUCGGAUACAUCCAAGCUUCUCAUCUACCCCUUCCAGAUCUUCUAAAAUUUAUACUGUUUGCGAACUUUUCUAUUGUCGGGAUGAAUGUCAGUUUAAUGUGGAACUCAGUGGGAUUAACUGCAGCAAUGAACCCUUUGGCAUUAACACUCACGUCGGUAACAGUACAGAUACGCGAGCAGCUUUCUACUAAAGUAGCUUUGCUCUUUAUAUUACUCAACCUCUGUCUCGUUUAAGGUAAUUAUUAAGAUGAUAGUUUUCCUUGUGUGCAGUAUGUUCAUUACCUUCAAAGGAAAUAUUCCCUAACUUCUUUCAAUCUACUGGGACAUACUGCACCAGCCCAGGCUGCAACUCUGCUGUUAUUAGGCCCAUUUUUGGAUUAUUGGUUGACGAACAAGAGGAUCGACCAGUUUAGCUACACCCUCCCAUCUUUGGUGUUCAUAAUUCUUUCAUGCAGUAUAGCCGUAGGCACCAAUCUCAGCCAGUUCAUCUGCAUUGGCAGAUUCACUGCUGUUUCCUUCCAAGUGCUUGGCCAUAUGAAAACUAUCCUUGUUUUGAUACUGGGAUUUUUGUUCUUUGGAAAGGAGGGUCUAAACGUACAAGUGGUAGUUGGCAUGAUUAUAGCAGUUGCUAGAAUGAUAUGGUACAGCAAUGUAUCGACCAAACCUGGUGGGAAGGAACGUCGUAGCCAUUCGAUUAAGCAUGGAUCUGACUCUACCCAACUUGAUGACAAAGUGUAAGAAUUUCUGUGAAAUUCAAAAGCUUAACAGAAGACAUAGCAAAUACUAGGAUUUUUAGUCGGCUGACUCUAAUGCACCGGCCACCUUUCAGAGAGGUAUGACGCGCCUAUCUUCUCAGAGAUGGUCGAAGAGUUCCUAGAAGUUUUUAUGAUGAUUUGCCAAUAGUUGGUGACUCUUUCGAUGAGUGUCUUGACCACCUCGGUCAAGUACUCAAAAGAUGUGAGGGAACUUAGUUCUAAAUGCGCCACCCGAAUCCAGCCUUCGGUUUAUACUCUCAUUAAUUAUUCUUGCUGAUAGUAUAGCAGGGAUUGAAACCUCAGAAUAGCACUUAGUUUGCCUUCAUUCUUCCUUUUGUGCUGAUAUCAUAAGUUAUACUAGUGAUUAAUUUUU